Messenger RNA from Prorocentrum cordatum, 999 nucleotides. Lineage: Eukaryota; Dinophyceae; Prorocentrales; Prorocentraceae. The record is from the annotation of a GenBank genome assembly.
AUGGCGCUCCUGUGGCUCCUGUGCGCUGCUUUGCUGGACUUCGCCGCAGUCGGCCGCGGCGUGACGAUCCAUCACGAGCGCCAGGCACCUGCGUCUGAGCCUGGGCAGGAGGGCCACUACUUACAGGCGAGAAGCCCCGGUUGGAUCCAGAACGUCUCUCACGUGCUUCAUGUAGAGGGCAUUCAGAACCCAGAGGAGCAGACUGCAGUCGUUACUUUUGCAGGCAAGAAGAAUGUUGAGUACAUGGACGGGGCGGUCAUGCUUGGCAUGUCUGUGCAGAAGCACCUCCCAGGUUACCCCAUGGUGGCCUUGGCCAUCAUUGGGAUGAGACGUAAAUUCCAAUCGCUCUUGAGAAAUGCUAGCUGGUCUUUGACUUUUGUACCGAACUGGGAUUGGGAUUAUUGUGGACCAGACUGCGAUUCAGAUUUCCUGGGGCGCUGGCAUGAUAGUUUUGAAAAGAUCAAUGCGUUCAGGCUUCCCUUCAAGCGUGUGCUGUUUCUGGAUUCGGACACGUACAUUUUCAGCAGCAGGAUCCAGGAGUUGGUCAAACGCGAAAUGCCCGACGACCACAUUGCCCUCGCGAUGGACGGCUGCAAAGACGAGUUCAACAGCGGAGUGAUGCUUUACAGGCCGAGGCUCAGCGUGUUCAAACAAAUGCUCGAAUUGGUGUCGACUCGCAAGCGGGAGCAGAUCCUCGACCAGAACUUGGUCAACGAGGUGUACCGCGGCAGGGUGCAGGAGGUGCCGCGCGAGUUCAACUGCGUGGACACGAUGGGCGUCCAGCCGGGCCUUCGAAGGGCCUGCCAGACCCACUGCAGCGCGCGCGCCGUGGUGGCGCACUUCACUGGGCACCCGAAGCCCACGGCCGCGAAGAGGCGCCUCCUGGAGCUGGUGCGCCGCCCUGGGGCGCCCGCGAUCGCCUGCACGAACACGAACUUCGGACUCCCGAUCGUGCGCAAAGUGGUCGGAGUACUAUUGCGACAUCCGCAAGCACUUUGA